This is a messenger RNA of Diversispora eburnea, 162 nucleotides long. The record is from the annotation of a GenBank genome assembly. Lineage: Eukaryota; Fungi; Glomeromycota; Glomeromycetes; Diversisporales; Diversisporaceae.
AUGUUAGCAGAACAAGUAUCAAAAAUAACAAGUAUAAUCAAAAUGUUAGACAUUCUAGAAAAGAAAGUUAAUGAACCAGAAAAAAUUGUUAAAAGGGAAAAGGAAAAAUGUAAACUAGAUCGUCAACAGUCCAUUAACCCAGUAGGAACAGCAAUAACAUAG